Messenger RNA from Rodentolepis nana, 582 nucleotides. Lineage: Eukaryota; Metazoa; Platyhelminthes; Cestoda; Cyclophyllidea; Hymenolepididae. The record is from the annotation of a GenBank genome assembly.
AUGAACAAAGAGUUAAUUCUGGCCAUAAUAAUCUUCGUUGUUGGCGUGACCGUCACAAUUGGUGGUGUCUUCAGCCUCUUCUCCAACUCCUACAUCAUUUCUGCAUUCUUAACCUUCAGUGUCGCGUUGGUUGGAAAUGCCGUAUUCUUCAGUUCUGGUCUCUAUCCUCUUGUGUUCCUGGUGUUCCAAGUUCUUGAUCAGGCAAUUUGGCAAGGCAUUCUUAGCUCUGAACCAGAAACUGGAGGUUUCAGCUUGAUUUCAGGCGGGGUUUUCUACUUUCCAGUGGCGGUGACAUUUGGUACAGCUUGCGGCCUCGGGUAUAUGGCUCUUAACAUGAGCUAUGGUCAAGUUAUGCUACCCAGAUUCAUGGAGAGAAUCGGAUUAAUGGCACAUUCGGUGGCUAACUUUCUCUUUGGACCUUUUGGUACACUUCUGCUUAACAUGGUGCUGGUCUUGUCGAUGAUUGUGGUUAUCAGUACUGAAGCAGUCUCUAUUAGUAGUGUCUUCCUCUAUGAUGUGUACAUGACGUAUAUCUACAUUGAUAGAGAAUGGUGUGAAUCGCGCAUUGGAAAGCGCGCCUAA